AUGGCGGCCUCCAGGAGCCUCACCACGCUGAGGAUGAAGCUCCUCGUCGACACGCGGGGCCAGCGCGUGCUGUUCGCGGAGGCGAGCAAGGAGGUCGUCGAUUUCCUCUUCUCCCUCCUCGCGCUGCCGGUGGGCGCGGUGGCCAUGCUGCUCGGGCAGGAGGACGCCGCUGCGACCGGCGGCAGCGUCGGCGGCCUCUACCGCAGCGUCGUGAACCUCGAGCGCUCCUUCGCCCAGCCCGGCGCCGACAUGGACGCGCUCCUCCUCCCCGCCGUGCCACCGCCGGCGGCCGGCUGCGUCGGCUCCCUCCUCCGGCUUCCCGACGCGAGCGCGCGCCCCAGGUGCCCGUCCUGCGGCGGCCGGCCGCCACUGGCAGAGAGUGGCGUGCAGCCCAGCCGGUCGUCGGUACCGAACGGUUCCCCCGCGGACGCGGGAGGGUUCGUGCGGGGCAACAUGACGUACAUGGUGAGGGACGACCUCGCCGUCGCGCCCAUGUCCACCAUCUCCAGCAUCUCCGUGUUCAACGCCCUGGCGGUGAGGGGUCUCGGCGCUGUGCACGAGAGGACCGUGCAGAUCGGGCACACGGAGGCUCUCAAGAUUCUCAAGGCCUCGUUCGAGUCCAAGACCGUCCUCACCGAUGUCUUCCUCCGCGGCAGAGCUCCAGCUCCAGGCACGCUAGCUCGCUAG
Molecule: messenger RNA, 687 nt
Organism: Setaria italica (foxtail millet)
Lineage: Eukaryota; Viridiplantae; Streptophyta; Magnoliopsida; Poales; Poaceae
Exons: 1
Coding region: 1-687 (228 amino acids)
Source: RefSeq, a predicted model, not a curated record